CGGAAGUUCCGAAUCACCAGUACUAGAGGGUGCAGCAAGUGCUUCCUGGAUCGCCACGGAGGUCACGAGUAAUGUGACAGCGACUUGACAGGCAGCUUCAGAGAAGCGACUGAACUGCGGGAACACCCGGGCAGGUCUUCCCAGGCUGGAGCGCGCGUUGCGUCUGCAGAGGUCGCCCCUUCUCUCAGCUCCGGGACAGGGAGUGGAGACUGAUUCUGCGAGAGAAAGGGGUUCAUCAUGGCGGAUGAUCUAAAGCGAUUCCUAUACAAAAAGUUGCCAAGCGUUGAAGGGCUCCAUGCAAUCGUUGUGUCAGAUAGAGACGGGGUGCCUGUUAUUAAAGUGGCUAACGACAGUGCUCCAGAGCACGCCCUGAGGCCUGGCUUCUUGUCCACUUUCGCCCUCGCAACAGACCAAGGCAGCAAACUCGGACUUUCAAAAAAUAAAAGCAUCAUCUGCUACUAUAAUACCUAUCAGGUGGUUCAAUUCAAUCGUUUGCCUCUGGUGGUGAGUUUUAUAGCCAGCAGCAAUGCCAACACAGGACUAAUUGUCAGCCUAGAAAAGGAGCUCGCUCCCUUAUUUGAAGAACUGAUAAAAGUUGUGGAAGUGUCUUAAUCCAGCAGUGGCUCUGGUGCGUGCCUCGGCCUCCCUGCAGCAACCCUGGACCAGGCCAGCAACCUUCAGACCACACUCGUACUUGUAUCCAUGUAUUCAAAGGGCCGCCUUUCCACCUUACACUAAAGAAGAGCCUACCACUAUAAUUUAUAGACAGAUCAAUUGUUCUAUUUAUGUGUAUAAAGUCUUUUCUUCCUCAGUGAGAUCUGGGAACGCCACAGAAAUGGUUCAUUCUAUUGCAGCUCCCAUGGAGUUAGUGCGGGCGCCUGAGAGUGAGCGGCCCCUGUCCAGCACAUCAGGGUGGGAUGGUAUGGUGAGGCCGGAGCCCGCAAGCACACCUGAACUCUGCUCCACUCCAUAAGCCGUAGACCUUUACCGAGAUUGUAAUGAGGUUGUUUUCUUAUUAAGGUUAUAUUGUAUUUCUUCUCACUGUGAGGAAGAUGAAAUGGCUCAGUAAAAAUAAUCAAGUACAAUCGCUAACGCCCCUCUGCUCUCAGUGUGGUGAGUGUUACUAAUGGACUGGAUUCUUCAGGGUGCCGCUCCUCAGUGAGAAUGAAAUCACUACUUAGACUCUUCUGCUUCCUCUGUAACCGUGCUUCCAUGAUUAUGUUCUUUGUACGGUUGAAAUGCAUGACACUGAAUUGUUUCCAUUAUCAGUAUGUAUAUAAAAAUGACAGGAUAGCCAUUUUUAUACAUGAGUAUAAAUAAAAUAGUAUUUUUAAAAGUA
Molecule: messenger RNA, 1339 nt
Organism: Rattus rattus (black rat)
Lineage: Eukaryota; Metazoa; Chordata; Mammalia; Rodentia; Muridae
Gene: Lamtor3
Product: late endosomal/lysosomal adaptor, MAPK and MTOR activator 3
Exons: 7
Coding region: 238-612 (124 amino acids)
Biological process (GO): cellular response to amino acid stimulus; positive regulation of TOR signaling
Cellular component (GO): Ragulator complex
Source: RefSeq, a predicted model, not a curated record